Messenger RNA from Cuscuta epithymum, 1525 nucleotides. The record is from the annotation of a GenBank genome assembly. NCBI's taxonomy places the organism in Eukaryota, Viridiplantae, Streptophyta, Magnoliopsida, Solanales, Convolvulaceae.
ACCAGCCCAGCCCAAAGCCCAAAGCCCAAAGCCAGAUGCGCUCUUAGCGAACCGGAGAGAAAGAAAAUCGAAGAAAGAGCUCGCGACGAAGGCAAGAAGCUGCCGACGAAGAGCGAACACCAAGCCAUCAGCCGCGCCGCGCGUCCAGCCGUCCUUCCUCUCCGGGAUCUGCCUGACUGCCUCCAGCUCUGGCGCAGCCUUGCAGACCUGUUGCAAUGGAUGUUAUUUUAUACUUUGUACAUUACAUAUUGGCCCCCGCUGGAUGGUAAUGCUAGAUCCGCCCCUGGAUGCUGGACGAAGCUCUAUUAACAGGAGUAUCUCUCUUCUGCAAAGUGAAAAAUAAUUAUAGAGAGAGGGGAAACUCGGACCAUUUCUGUAGCCUCUGUUGGAUUUACUCUGUAAAAUGGCAGUUGAAUUUGGUAGAGCUCUUCCACACAUUCUGAUUGCGCUUGCUUUUCAUUCUACCAUGUGUGUAUGCUCUUCAAUUUCUUAUCAGGAUACUGACAACAACUACAAAGUAAACUUUAACAAACACAACUCCAGUUUGUUGCCUUGUUAUACAAGAUACAUCUUAGAGUCUUAUUUCAGAGAGUAUGAGAGUUGCAGUGAUUCCAAUUUCCAAGAGUAUAUGGUGCAUAGGAUCCCUUUUGGGUCAGAAAGAACAUUUGGCAGGCUAUGGAACUUUGAACGCCGUCUGAUUGGAGAAGGUUCUCAUCGCCGCCUAUCUUCAUUUAUCAGAUUCAGCAUUCAUCAAGAUUGGAUAGCUGAUAUUUCCUUUCAGACGUGUGAGGUCAUACUCAUUGAGAAAUUGCCUCUUGGGGUUUUUGCAGACCCUUUUGAGCUUGAACAUCUUCUUCAGCGUGGAGUUCUCAGAGACGGUUUUGUUUUUGGAGAUGCAAAUUUGGAAUUACCUUCUUUUCUUUCCAACCAGUCAAUAGUUGAAGUUCACUUAGAAGCAGCCUUUGAUGAAUUGGCACAGAAGGAGAUUGUAAAAGAGUUCAAUGUAGAAAUCCCGAUACAUGCACGAUAUUCUCACCACGAAGAAAGCGGAUAUUCAAAAGUCAGAUUUGGAGUUGCUGACUUAUUUCUUCGGUGCAAGAAGCAAGGGGAGUCAGCUGCUGAAAGAUGUGUGUUAAAACCUAUUGGUAGCAGUGUGAGUCUGAACGAUGAUGAAAUCGUGUGGAGCAUACCAGCAGAUGAGUUUAACUCAAGAAGAAAAGGAUGAUGCCACGGCGGAAGAGGAUAUGAUAUUUAACACGGCGUCAAGUUCAAGUGAAAAUGGAUCACUCAAGUUUGAUAUGUCUCAACAACAACAAAUGCAUGAAAUUCGAGAAAGAAUUGCUAAUGCAAUGUGGGAUGAUUAUAAAGUAUGAGAUGUCCAAGUACGACUAUCGUUAUGAUAAACAUAAUCUCACUUAUUGAAUUUUCAGUGUUGGGGAACAUUUAUGUUAAGUUUUUGUGUUAUCAAGCAUUUGUAAUUGUGCAUUUCUUUUACAAAUAUUUAGUCAACGUUUUCUGGUAAAAA